Vigna angularis (adzuki bean) is the source of this 1810-nucleotide messenger RNA. RefSeq lists its product as uncharacterized. NCBI's taxonomy places the organism in Eukaryota, Viridiplantae, Streptophyta, Magnoliopsida, Fabales, Fabaceae. The record is from RefSeq and is a predicted model, not a curated record. Bases 252 to 1598 code for a protein of 448 amino acids. The transcript has 2 exons.
AUUCUCUUUCUUCCUUCUACCCACCCAUGCUUCUGCAAAAUCAUUUUUCCUACAAUACCAUCUCAGCCCUUUUUUCCUUUUCCUCUUCACCAUUGACUUCUGCAUAGUCUUUCAAAAUGCUGAGGAAAAAUAACAUGCACCAAAAAUAACAUGCACCAGGUCUUCGUGGAAGCACAUCUCAUCUCAUUUUCCACAAGCCAAGCGAGUUAUUGGUAAGAUAUUGGUGAAGUGGUGUAUAUAUUGAGGAGUUGAUGGAACCCAAUGCAUUAGGGGGUGGAAUAUUUCCUAACAUAAGUAGCGGUUUGUUAGGAGUAGAAAACCUUCAAAACCAGCAAAACCCUCCACACUCUUUGCACCACCCCCAAAUGGUUUCCUAUACUUCUCACCAUGACACUGACACACAUCAGCAACACCCACCACAAUCAAUCAAACAUGGCUACAACUAUUCCAUGGGAAAAACCAACAAGUUGCAAAUCACACUCAGUGAUGAAGAUGAGCCUGUGUUCACAGCAGAAGACUCCGGUGAUCCCAAGAGAAAAAUGUCUCCAUGGCAUAGAAUGAAGUGGACUGACACCAUGGUAAGGCUCUUAAUAAUGGCUGUUUAUUACGUUGGAGACGAGACUGGUUCAGAAGGCGUUGAUCCCACUAAGAAGAAAGCCACGGGGUUGUUGCAGAAGAAAGGAAAAUGGAAAUCGGUGUCAAGGGGCAUGAUGGAAAAGGGGUACUAUGUAUCUCCCCAACAAUGCGAAGACAAAUUCAAUGACUUGAACAAGAGGUACAAGAGGGUCAACGACAUUCUGGGCAAGGGCACAGCUUGUCGGGUGGUGGAGAACCAAACAUUGUUGGACACCAUGGAUCUGUCCCCAAAAAUGAAGGAGGAAGUUCGAAAACUGCUCAACUCCAAGCACUUGUUCUUCAGGGAAAUGUGUACCUAUCACAAUAGUUGUGGCCACAACAACAACUGUGGCACUUCGAACGUGCAACAAUCAAGUGAGGCUCAACCACAACAUCAACAUCAACAUCAACAGCAGCGGUGUUUGCAUUCAUCGGAGAACGGGGUGGGGGGUCUGAGAAUGUUGAAAGAGGAUGAGGAGGAGGAUAAUGAGGAAGAGGAUUCGGAGGAUUUUUCUGAUGAGGAGGAAGAGGAAUCGGGAGAAGGAGCAUCAAGGGGUAUGGAGGAUGAUGAGAAUGAUGUGAUGAGGAAGAGAGCGAGGAAAGGAGGGUUUGGUGGGUUGUCAUCAUCAUCAUCGAUAUCAUCUCAGGCGAUGAUGCAGCAAUUGAAUGGCGAAGUGAGCGGUGUGUUGCAAGAUGUGGGGAAGAGUGCAUGGGAGAAAAAACAUUGGAUGAAGAAGAGGGUGGUGCAGUUGGAGGAGCAGCAGGUGAGUUAUCAAAUGCAGGCGUUUGAAUUGGAAAAGCAACGGAUGAAGUGGGCCAGGUUUAGCAGCAAGAAGGAGAGGGAAAUGGAGAGAGAUAAGCUUCAGAAUCAACGGAGGAGGCUGGAAAUAGAGAGAAUGGUCUUGCUAAUUCGCCAGAAGGAGCUUGAAUUGGUUAAUGUUCAUCAACAGCAGCAGCAUCAACAGCAGCAUUCUUCUACCUAGAAUUGAAGAAAUUACUGUGUAAAUUUUAUGUAUGGUAGUUGAAAUUAGUAUAAGAGCAUAUGUAGACUUGGAGAUUCUUCAUUUUCUGUGGUAAUCAUUCCAAGUAAUUUCGAAACAUGUAGUAUGCUUGCUUGUUUGUAGACAAUUUUUUCGUUCUUGCUUUUCUGUUUUGAAUAAAGUUUCCACUCAUAUAUGAGUUUUGAGGGAGAAAA